AUGUGUGACGAGGAAGAGACAACAGCCUUGGUAUGCGACAACGGCUCAGGACUAGUGAAGGCUGGCUUUGCCGGUGACGAUGCCCCCAGGGCAGUGUUCCCAUCUAUUGUGGGGCGCCCCCGUCAUCAGGUCAGUCCCCCCAUCUUACCCCCUGCUACCCUUCCAUGUCAGUCAGAUGGUCAUUCCUGAAAUAGAGCCGCAACACUAUUGUUAGUCGUCAUUGCACCUACAGUAUGGCUAACCUGGCCCCAGAUCUGUUUGUGCUCUUGCCAACUACAUUGCUGUCAUUACCAAGCCAAACAUGGCGUGACGACGAGUGACAAGGAGUUGGCAUGAUGGCCCAAACAGACUGGCACUCAGGCUACGGUACGGGCAAGUUUCCUGAACCCAGAUGAAGCCUAGUCCCGGACUAAAAAAAAACUUUCAAUGGAGAUUCUCUAUUGAGCAUGCUUUUUAGUUUAGCAGGCUUAAUCUGGGUCCGGGAAACCAGACCCUGCGUGUGUCAUUUGCAGAUCUGUUUUAGAAAUCAAUAUGUGUCUGUUGCUGUUCACGUUCACAUCUGGACGACAGGAGGCUGCUGAGGGGAGAAUGGCUCAUAAUAUUGUCUGGAACGGAGCAAAUGGAAAGGCAUCAAACACCUGGAGACCAUGUGUUUGAUGUAUUUGAUGCCAUUCUGCUCCAGUCAUUACCAGGAGCCCGUUCUCCCUCAUGUGACCUGUAUCUACUGUUCAUGUGAAUGAGCCUUGCCUGUCUGCCUCUUCCCCAGGGUGUGAUGGUGGGUAUGGGUCAGAAAGAUUCCUAUGUGGGAGACGAGGCCCAGAGCAAAAGAGGUAUCCUGACCCUCAAGUACCCCAUUGAGCACGGCAUCAUCACUAACUGGGACGACAUGGAGAAGAUCUGGCAUCACACCUUCUACAAUGAGCUGCGUGUGGCCCCUGAGGAGCACCCUGUCCUGCUCACUGAGGCCCCCCUAAACCCAAAAGCCAACAGGGAGAAGAUGACCCAGGUGGGUCACCUGCCUUAAUUAACCCAAUUGCCUGGCUGUCAAUCUUAUAGUUUAUGCUGUUGAGCAUUACAAUAUAACUAAUGUUGAUUGAUUAUAUUAUUAUAUUUGCGUCAUAUUAUUAUUAGGUGCACUGCCAAAUAAUGGAUUUCUGAGCCUGUUUUCUAACACUGUGGGGUUUUCUUCCUGGCAGAUCAUGUUUGAGACCUUCAACGUGCCAGCUAUGUACGUGGCCAUCCAGGCUGUUCUGUCUCUGUACGCCUCUGGUCGUACCACAGGUAAGUGCUCAUCCUAACACAAAAUUGAAUACAGUAAAAAAGGGACUUUUUAUACAUAUAUUUUAGACUAUGUGGCACCAGCAGGAAUGAAAACCCCACAACCCUGUGAUGCUCGUCAGUGCGUCUGUACUAAUGUGUCUGUGUCACCUGUGCAGGUAUUGUGCUGGACGCUGGUGAUGGUGUGACCCACAACGUGCCCGUGUAUGAGGGUUACGCCUUGCCCCAUGCCAUCAUGAGGCUGGACUUGGCUGGCAGAGACCUGACUGAUUAUCUGAUGAAGAUCCUCACUGAGAGAGGAUACUCUUUCGUUACCACCGGUAACCAUGGAGACCUUUUAGAUACAACCAAAUUCAUCUAGAACUAUAUCUUUAUUUUGUACUUUCUGAUAGUAUCAUAAUAAUAUCACCUUUCACCCAAUGUAUAUGUUGUGUCAACACCUGAUUCUAUUUGGGGGUUUUUGCACCUUGUCACUUUUGUUGAUCGCUCAUUAUCUUACAGUGUAUCUUAUUGGCAAAAUAGAGUAACUGCAGUCCUUUAUGAUCUUCCUAGUGUAGUACCUGUGUUUGUAGAAGAGGCUGAUCAGUGUAGUUAUAAUUGACACAUAGCUUAAGGUUCCCCUACAGUUACCGUUUGAUCCUUUAUGCCUGUCUACGGUUGUGAGUGGGUGACACGCUGAUAAAGGCAACAUGAUCUCACAAACUCACUGCUAUAUUUGAAUCCCACAGCUGAGAGAGAGAUUGUCCGUGACAUCAAGGAGAAGCUGUGCUACGUGGCUCUGGACUUUGAGAAUGAGAUGGCCACCGCUGCCUCCUCCUCCUCUCUGGAGAAGUCCUACGAGUUGCCCGACGGCCAGGUCAUCACCAUCGGUAACGAGAGGUUCCGUUGCCCAGAGACCCUCUUCCAGCCCUCCUUCAUCGGUCAGUACAAAUCCUUACAAGUUCACAAUGUUCUAUAGCCUGGUCCCAGAUCAGUUUGUCUUGCCAACUCCUAUAUGGCCGUUGUCAAGGCAGCACAAACAGAUCUGGGACCAGGCUAGAUGUUCUGUGCUGCAGCACAAGUAAUGUAUAUAAGAUUAUGCAGGACAGGAGGAAGUAAAAGUCACCACAUGGAUCAUUCAUUAAGGAUAUGUAUUGAUAUAAUUUUCACAACAGUACUUUAUGUGUCAUUAUUUCAUUGUCUUUUAUAUCUUGCUUAUGAAGUUUGGGGUUUGGGUUAAUCCUUUCUUUUCCCACGGAGGCCUCACUACAGACAACAAGGCUCAGAAUCCAUUGCUCUGUUUCUCCAUAGGUAUGCAGUUGAGAAUAUGGGUGUAAAGACUGUUAUUUGUUAUUCCAAAUAGGUAUGGAGUCUGCUGGUAUCCAUGAGACCACAUACAAUGGCAUCAUGAAGUGCGACAUUGACAUCCGUAAGGACCUGUACGCCAACAACGUCUUGUCCGGCGGUACCACCAUGUACCCUGGUAUCGGUGACCGCAUGCAGAAGGAGAUCACAGCCCUGGCCCCCAGCACUAUGAAAAUCAAGGUAUGGAUAAUAUAUGCAUCUUAUUCUCUUUGAUAAUUACACCCACCUAAUCUUACCACCAUCCAAUUACUGAGAGUCAAUUAUUGAACAGUGAUGAACCUGAAAGUGGUUUCAAAGUACCCUUGGUGAAGCAAAGCUAGUAAGUAUAGACACUUGAUUUGCAUUUAAAAAAACACACUUGACUCGGUCCUAACCACAGACUAUUGCUUCCUGUAGAUGAUUGCCCCCCCUGAGCGUAAGUACUCUGUCUGGAUCGGCGGCUCCAUCCUGGCCUCCCUCUCCACCUUCCAGGCCAUGUGGAUCAGCAAAGAUGAGUACGAGGAGGCUGGGCCCUCAAUCGUUCACAGGAAGUGCUUCUAA
Molecule: messenger RNA, 3162 nt
Organism: Coregonus sp. 'balchen'
Lineage: Eukaryota; Metazoa; Chordata; Actinopteri; Salmoniformes; Salmonidae
Source: the annotation of a GenBank genome assembly